AAAAUCGCGCUCGAAUCUUGAGCGACCCUUUCGAAAAUCUCCAUAAAAAAAAAAUAAAUAAAAAAAAAAUACGCAGCUUCUAAACUUGGAAUUCUCUCCCUUGGAGCAGUUAUUUCGGUCCCGGUGCCACAACGUUCAGAUGAAUUGUUCGUUUAAUUGCUGUUAAAGCUGAUCGUUAACUCAAAACUGUCGAAACAAAACUUGAGAAAAUGUUAGGUCACUUCUAUAGAAGGACAAUGUCCACGGUUAUAUUAAAAAUAAACUUUCCAAAGCUCCAAUCUCAUUUUCUGUGUCCAUUUUCUGCUCCUCUGUCUCAGAAUUUCCAACACCAUUUUUUCCAACGCCAAGCGUUUAGUGGGACACCCUACAUCUUGAAUAAACUCCUUCACAAGCCACUAAACAGUCAAAUGACAUCACCGUCGCCUUGUUGUGGUUACAGUAAUGAAGCAAGCCUUUUAAAUCAUAAAUUUGAAGUUAUUUAUCGUUUCCCUUACAUCGUACACAUGCAUCUGUUGUCAAGAUUCAAAAUAUACCAAACGGCUUUUUCGGUCGCUGCUGUACCACUCUGCUAUGCCAUGCACAGCAAUGGCCAAUUAUCUCUGGAACUUUGUCAUUAUGUUGUUGUUUAUUCAAUUGUGGCCUGUGCCAUGCUGUAUGUGUUUAGUUUCUAUUUGCGGAGACUCGUUGGCAUCAUUGCCUACAACAGUGUUGAGGAUUUAGUCAAAGUAUCGCACUUAACGUUCUGGGGAGGUCGUAAGGACAUCUUCCUCCAUGUGAAGAGCGUUGUACCCCUUUCGGAUAUGUCUGAUAAUCCGAAUGACAUCUUUGUGAAAUUCCGGCAGUAUGAUAAUGAAGAAGUACUCUUCCUUGUACUUAAGUUUGGAGGAAUUAAGGACAUGGAGAAAUUCCAGCUGGUACUAGGAGACAUAAAGUAGUGUCUAUAAGUUGGUAGUUAGUAACUGUGUAAAUAAAAGAGUAUUCAGUGGAUAUUUGAAUAAAACUGUCACUACCAUCUGAAUCAUUAAAU
Molecule: messenger RNA, 1027 nt
Organism: Octopus sinensis (East Asian common octopus)
Lineage: Eukaryota; Metazoa; Mollusca; Cephalopoda; Octopoda; Octopodidae
Product: transmembrane protein 186
Exons: 2
Coding region: 210-935 (241 amino acids)
Cellular component (GO): mitochondrion
Source: RefSeq, a predicted model, not a curated record